Messenger RNA from Magallana angulata, 4534 nucleotides. Its product is annotated as alpha-N-acetylgalactosaminidase-like. Gene Ontology annotation, molecular function: alpha-galactosidase activity. The coding region runs from base 75 to 1322 and encodes 415 amino acids. The record is from RefSeq and is a predicted model, not a curated record. NCBI's taxonomy places the organism in Eukaryota, Metazoa, Mollusca, Bivalvia, Ostreida, Ostreidae. Gene Ontology annotation, biological process: glycoside catabolic process; oligosaccharide metabolic process; glycosylceramide catabolic process. The transcript has 8 exons. Gene Ontology annotation, cellular component: cytoplasm.
ACGUGAAUUUAACAUGUGACCGGUGUAAACAAAAUGGAGUAAUCGUUGGAUUUUAUAGAUUUUAUAAGGCUACCAUGGAGAAUAAGUUGCUUCUACUCCUCUGCUUGACCGUGCUGAACGUAUUUCUGGUCAUCACGGUUGAGAGUUUAGACAAUGGAUUGGCUAUUCAGCCCCCAAUGGGAUGGAUGGCGUGGGAAAGAUUCCGAUGUAACACUAACUGCACUGAGGACCCAGAUAACUGCAUCAGUGAGAAGCUGAUAGUUCAGAUGUGUGAUAAAAUGGUAGCGGGUGGUUUCAGGGAUGCUGGGUACACCUACAUCGCUUUAGAUGACUGCUGGGCGGAGAAAAGGAGGGACCCACUGACAGGAAAACUGGUCCCCGACCGAACCCGUUUCCCAAGGGGCAUGAAGGCUCUCGCAGAUUAUGUUCAUAGGCAGGGGAUGAAGUUAGGAAUUUACAGUGACAUGGGAACCAAAACCUGUAAAGAAUACCCGGGGUCAGAGUUCUACAUACAGACAGACGCUCAAACCUUCGCCGACUGGGGCGUGGACAUGCUGAAGCUUGACUGCUGCUAUGGGGGCAGUGGGAUGGAGAUAGGAUAUGAAACAAUGGGAUUUUUCCUUAACAAGACCGGAAGGCCAGUACUGUACUCUUGUAGCUACCCUGUGUGUUUAGGCGGGCAUGUAAUUUAUGAGAGAGUUGCCAAGACAUGCAACAUGUGGCGUAAUGCUAUUGAUUUAACGGAUAGCUGGGACAGGGUAUACAAAGUAAUCCGGAUAUAUGGAGACGACAUCGGGAAUUUUUCCUCAGCGGCCGGACCAGGACACUGGAACGAUGCGGAUCAGCUAAUGGUGGGAGACUUUGGCCUGAGUAAGGGACAACAGACGGCACAGAUUGUGAUGUGGGCCAUGUGGUCAGUUCCACUGUUCAUGUCCGUAGACCUCCGGGAUAUUGGCGUGUUUGCCGAGGAGUUACUCCUCAAUUUAGACAUCAUUGCCAUCAACCAGGACUGGGCGGGGUCCCCAAGCUACAGGGUGUGGCAAGACAAGAGAUUACCCGUGACUACUGACAUCAUAGAGGGGUGGAUAAAGCACCUCAGUGACGGAACCACUGCCAUAGCCAUAUUAAAUGGAUCUAACUAUGGGGAGCCCGCAACAGUGGUUAAGACCCCUCGCCAGCUCGGCCUUCUGGAAAACACGUCGUACAUUUUCUGUAAUGUGCUGACCUCGGAAAAGUCUGGGCCCUUUAAUGACACUGUCCCCAUGAAGGUCAGAAUUCCAGCCACUAGUGUGUACUUUGUUGUGGCCACUGAACUAGAAUAAAAUUCCAGGGAACUGUGUGUGAAACUGGUUUGAAAAUUACAUCAUAUGUUGAUUGCAUUAGCAGAUACAUGUAUUACUAACAGGUUUUUUUAUUCGCUAAUAACAAAAAAUAUAGAUCCUGACAAUGAAUGUUCCUUUGCUGUAAAAUUUGUUUGUUGUAUAACCGUGUUCUGUUUGAAAGUUAACAAUUUUUAGGGCAAUGCAGAGACCACGGUAUUUUAGGAUUUUUUUUUACUUUAAUCACAAUUCUUUCUUAGCAAAUAAACAGAGGAUUUAUUUAUAGCAGUAUUUACCACAAUCUGAAUAGGUACUAUGUGUAAUUUUCCUUUUAUUGGACAUUCCAAAUAUGAAAUUUUUUAGACUUGAUACGUGUACAAUAAUUGAAAAACAAAUUUAAUUUUUCAUAUCUUUAGUAUACUUUUCUAUUCAAAUCAAACAUACUGUACUUCUGAAAUUAACUAUGUGAAGAAAAAGCAUGUACAUGUAUAUGUAUUGAUAUGACAGUUGACAUAUUUCUGUAGAAGAGUUUACGUUCAUAAGUUUUUAUUUAAAAAAAAUUAUUUGAAAUAUUUUAUUUUGAUCAAAAUUAUAUCCAGCUGAGACCAAUUCUGUUGAGACAUCAAUUUUCUAAGUAGGGGAUGUUUUUCUCUCUCUACUGAUAAAAUGACAGGUACAUAAGGUUCAACCUGUUAUUCCUCGCAUUGUUUUGAUAAGACAAAAAACUACUGCAGAUGGUAGCUGCCUUGGUUAUCUGCUUGACUGGGAUAAAAUCAAUGGGAACUUGUUAUUACUAGGGACACUCUCAGGUCCAUAAGCUAAAUUGGGUUCUUGAAGAGCUCAUUCAAUCUGUCCUUGAGAGAAACAUUACAUUAUAGGAAAGUCUUUGUUGAAAAUUUCUAAACAUGUGUGGUUUUUUAUGAACUUCAUAGUACUUGUCCAAAAAUCAGUUCAAAUAACACGUUUCUAAAUAUUUUACCUGGCACAAGGCUUUGUAUAGCAUAUUAAAUUUAAUAAAAGAUUUUGUCAAAACAUGCCAUAAUCAAUAUUGAAUGACUAUUUUUGGUCAAAUACUUGUUCUCAGCAAGGUUUACCCGUUAUCUUCAUUAUUUUUAACUUUAACUUCCAUUUCCACAGUGCAAGCAAGAUUGUCAUACAAGCAUGAAUCAGGAAAAAUUUUAAACUGUUUCACAAACACACCUAGUUCAGAGGCUGAAUGUCAAGGUUUGCACAGCUUUGAAACAUGUACAAGUCUGGGAGUUAUUUUAUUCUGUGCAAUUUCUGUUAGCUUUCUGUAAACAUGUAUAGGUUUAUUGCCUGCAAUGCAUGUUACAUGUAUUAGGUUUCACUGUAUUGCCUAAAAUUACAUAUACUUGUAAAACACAAUAUACAGUGUAUUUUAAAAUUGCAUAAUAAUAAAUAUUUAUUAAUUAAGAGUUUUUUUUAAUUUCUAAAAUCUCUUCCAUUAUAUUUUUAUAUGUUGAAUUUUGUAAAAACAUAAUAAAGUGUCUCAACUAUGUCACUUUUUUCUUCAAACUAGAGGUACUGUGAGCAAGCUCACAAUUGAUACCCCCCGCUAAGAAAAAAAUCAUAACGCGUGUAGUUUUGCUAUUAUAGAAAAUAUUGGAUGAAUCUUUUUCACUGACCAUUUUCUAAAAAUAACAACUGCUCUAUUUUUUAAAACUGUUAAUGCUAAUAGGAGUAAACAAACCAAUUUCUAUCCUUUAAUUCCAUUUUAUUUUAAGUUAACUGUUAAUGCAUGAGAACAUUUGCAUUCUUCCUUUAACAACCAUGACUCAAAUCAAACUCGAAUCAAACGAAAUCCACAUGUCAAGCAGCCAUUUAAUAUUUAAACAUUUUGAAUUAUUGGUAUACUGAGCCCGAUUUUUUCCGAAUUUUUUUUUUCCAAAUAAAAAUUUCAUCAGGGCAGGCCAUUUUCAGAGAAACGGGGAUGAAAAUCUAAAAAUAAUUUUAUGUGGCCUGAGAAGAGCAAGCUUUGUGUCAAAUUUUAGCUUCUAAUAUUUCCAUUAAUACAAGCAAUGACACAGACAAAAUUUAGCAUUUUCGAAACAAUGACCUUGAACUUCCUCAAUUGACCUUGGGUCAAGGUCAUGACACACCCUUACGUCAUAAGCAAUAUUUGUGUGAAGUAAGAACAUUCAAUGCUUCUCCAUAAGGAAGAUAUGGACCGGACACGAAUUUUGCAUUUUUUCUGCCCUUGACCUUGCACGAAUGUCCUUGGGUCAAGGCCAUGACACACCCAUAGGUCAUAAGCAAUCUUUGUGUGAAGUAAGAACUUCCAAUAUUUCUCCAUAAGAAAGAUAUGGACCAGACACGAAUUUUGCAUUUUUUCUGCCAGUGACCUUGACCUUGCACGAAUGACAUUGGGUCAAGGUCAUUACACACCCUUAUGUCAUAAGCAAUCUUUCUGUGAAGUAAGAACUUCCAAUGUCAAUGUUUCUCUAUAAGAAAGGUAUGGACCGGACAGGAAUUUUGCAUUUUUGCUGCCGGUGACCUUGACCUUGCACGAAUGACCUUGGGUCAAGGUCAUGACACACCCUUACGUCAUAAGCAAUAUUUGUGUGAAGUAAGAACAUUCAAUGCUUCUCCAUAAGGAAGAUAUGGACCCGACACGCAUUUUGCAUUUUUUCUGUCCUUGACCUUGACCUUGCACGAAUGACCUUGGGUCAAGGUCAUGACACACCCUUAGGUAAUAAGCAAUCUUUGUGUGAAGUAAGAACUUCCAAUGUUUCUCCAUAAGAAAGAUAUGGACCGGACACGAUUGCAGACAGACGGACAGACAGACAGACAGACAGACGGACGGACGGACAAGGUGAUUCCUAUAUACCCCCCCCCCCCCAACUUUGUUUGCGGGGGGGUAUAAUAAAUACACUUUAGAGAAAGUAAUUAUAAGAUAAUCAUAUAUAAUAUAGAUUUCUCUUUAUUAUACGAUACCCACAAAUACAACAGAGUUUCCUCAAACUUAAAAUAUCUCCAUAUCAAACAGUGUAAAUAGAAAUAAUACAGGAAAUUACUUAUCUCUACUACGUCAGUCAUUCUCCAUCGCACGACCGCAAUUUAAUUUCUUUUUGUAAAGCCUCACAUACAUGUACAUAAAUUGAGAAAAAAUAUGGAAUUGUAUAUGUAAAAAUACAACACGAAGGCAUCAGAACUAGGAAGGGGGGGGGGGGGGACUAAUUUCCUACCAAUAGAAA